This is a messenger RNA of Vigna unguiculata (cowpea), 1379 nucleotides long. RefSeq names its product photosystem II 11 kDa protein-like protein (gene LPA19). Gene Ontology annotation, cellular component: photosystem II; chloroplast thylakoid lumen. Gene Ontology annotation, biological process: photosystem II assembly; photosystem II repair. Lineage: Eukaryota; Viridiplantae; Streptophyta; Magnoliopsida; Fabales; Fabaceae. The record is from RefSeq and is a predicted model, not a curated record.
AACCAGGUAAAAUCAGUAUGAAUAUAUGUAAUUGUGUAAUGGGGGGUUUUAGCAUGAUCCCUUUCGAUAAGUCUGCAAAGGAAAUUGUUUCGCAGGAUUCCGGAGAGAUUGUGGUUGCUGCAAAGCACAGGUAAGAGAAGCAUAACAUUUUCAUUUCGUUAUUCCAAACGCUAUUAUGUUCUGUGUUGUGUUCAAUUAUUUCUUUAAAAAUUUUGCUCUGCUUUAAACUUUUGAAACUUUAUUCUGAUUUAUGAUAUCCAGAUUUUGAACCGUUCAUUGUUGUACUUGGAUUUUGCUUGUUAGUUGGUAGUGUAUGUUUCUUGAAUUUAUACAGCACACUGCAGCUUUUAUUUUAUUUUAUUUGUAAUCCAAAUUUUUGCCCUUGGCGGCGCCGGGUGGGUGGUCGGGGAGGCAGAAGCAGCCGGAACUGGCGGGAGACGGGCAUUUAGUUAUGUAUUGGUAUGUGUUUGUGUGAUCGUGUGUAGAAGUACGAGUGUCAGUUCGAUUGAAGAACAUUCAUGCUAGACAAAAUUUAUGAUUAACUGGGUGGAAUGAUGGUGAAAUUAUUGGUACUUUGUGUAUUUAGUGGAUGUAGCUCUGUAUUGUGGAAAUUUGUAAAAGGAGGAUGGCAAUUAUCCUUGCAGCAAAUAUGUGUUCCAUCACAAAUUCCAAGACGGUUGAAGGGAUCAAAAGAUUUGCUAAUGAAGAUAAAGUGCAAUCCAGGUCUAAUAUUGCAUUGCCUCAUCUGGAAGCUUCAUCAAGUCGCAGGCAUCUUUUAGUCGGUGUUGGCCCUUCAUUGGCUACCUUGGCUUGUGGUUUGUCACCAUCAAUGGUAUGGGCUGAAGAGAGUUCUGGUGAGAAAGAGGAAGAAGAUAAAGGGGUUAUUGGGGCUAUCAAAUCAUUAUUUGAUCCUAAUGAGAAAACAAAGUAUGGAAAGGUGUUGCCUAAGGCUUACUUAAAGUCAGCAAGAGAAGUAGUGAAAACACUGCGUGAAUCUUUAAAUGAAACCAGUGAUGACGUUGCCAAAUUUAGAAGGACUGCAGAUUCCGCAAAGGAGUCAAUUCGGAAAUAUUUGGGCAGUUGGAGGGGAAAUCAGACUCUUGUGCAAGAAGAAUCAUAUGUUAUUUUGGAGAAAGUAAUAAGAUCUUUGGCAAACUUUUACUCGAAGGCAGGGCCAUCAGCUCCACUAUCACAAGAAGUUAAGUCUGAAAUAUUAGAUUACCUAAAUACAGCUGAAGAUUUUUUGUAGAAAAAAUGUUAUAGAAAUAGCACUAUUUUUAACUCGCUGGUGCUACAUAGCAUGUCAUUAAGCAAAAUUAUUCUUCAAUCAAAUUAAUUUAGUUCCAAAAAAUUGAUCCAACUUCUUUUUUUAUUUUUUC